Messenger RNA from Parnassius apollo (apollo), 756 nucleotides. The record is from the annotation of a GenBank genome assembly. NCBI's taxonomy places the organism in Eukaryota, Metazoa, Arthropoda, Insecta, Lepidoptera, Papilionidae.
UUGGAUGAAGAAGACCAGGCGUUCAUUCUCCAGGGUAUGGAAGCUUGCGUAUCUGAAUUUAUAAUCGAGCCCUUAGGUGCAACAGAUUCCACCCCAGAUCCAGAUUCAACUCCUGGUCCUUCAUCAUCUCCUGAUUCGCCAUUGAGUGGUGCAGCACUGGACUUCAAGUUGAAGACGAACACUUAUCAGCCUUACCUAUUUUCUGAGACUGGUUAUUAUGACUUUGACCUUCAAGAAAUGACAGCUUUUAUCGGUAUGAAUUAUGUUAUGGGUGAUCACGUGUUACCUACUCUCAGAAAUUACUGGUCUACUGAACCUGAUAUGGGUGUGCCUUAUUUAGCCACAGUUAUGCCUUUAUCGAAAUUCGAAGAAAUAAGAAAUUUACAUUCUUGCAAUAACUCGGAGCAACCACCACCUAUAACGCCAUAUUUCGAUAGAGCUUAUAAAAUUCGAGGAGUGAUGAAUCACUUUAAUUCGUCUUUUCAAUCAGCCAUGAAUAAUACCAUUACCCAGUCCAUAGAUGAACACAUGGUGAAGUUCAAAGGGCAUAACGUCAUGAAGCAAUACAUGCAAAAUAAACCUGUGAAGAGAGGUUUCAAAAUGUGGUGCCGCGCCGAUUCUAAAACAGGAUAUUUAUUCCACUUCGACUUAUACACGGGUAAAAAAAGAUCGGGACCAGAAAUAGGACUAGGAGAGACUGUCGUACUCACCAAUUUCAUGUCGCCAGUACUCACAAGUCGAAACGUAAACAAGUAG